Messenger RNA from Cercopithifilaria johnstoni, 2031 nucleotides. Lineage: Eukaryota; Metazoa; Nematoda; Chromadorea; Rhabditida; Onchocercidae. The record is from the annotation of a GenBank genome assembly.
AUGUCCAAGUUUCAUUUAUGCUUGGUUGAUGAUGAUGGCGAUGAUAAGCUGAAUAUUAAUAAAGCUUAUGCAGAACGUUAUGACAGUUGGCGGCAUUUGGAGGAAUUGCAAAAAUUGAAAGAUAGAUAUGGAGGCGGUACAGGAGAUGACGAUAGCACAAACAGUUCGUCUAGUGAAGAACCUGCUGUGUGGUCAAUGGAGCAUGAGAAAGAUUUCCUUCGUACAUUGUCUGCUUUGAAAACCCGCGAUCCAAGAUUGUAUUCGGGUCAAAAAUUCUUCACUGCUGAGGAUAAAGGGACAUCAACUAAUAACAUUGUUAAAUUCAAAAAAAAAGAUGCCCCAAUGUUUCUUAAAGAUUACGAAAGAAAACUUAUUCUGGAAAAAGGAGGAGAUAUCACUGAAGAUGAGGAAGAAAAGAAGACUUAUAAGCCUGGCUAUUACGAAGAACAGGAAUUAAUAAGACGAGAACUAAAAGCUGCACUCGCUGAACAAAAUGAUGACACUGAGCCAUUGCUACGACAACGUGUUAAGACAAAAGAUGAAGUGAAAAACGAAGAAGAUCAGUAUUACGAAUGGCUGAAAGGACAAAGAGAUGAAGAUCUGCCCGGUGUAGAAGAACUGAAAGGGCUCAAAGAAGUAUGGAAUGAUAUGAAUUUAGAUGAAAGUGAGGAAUUUCUACGUGAUUAUUUGUUGGACAAAAAAUAUGAAGACGAUAAUGGUGUUCCGUCGUAUGAAGAAAUUGUGAACGUCGAAAAGGAUGAGGAAGAGUUAGAAAGAGAGAAUGAGUUUGAACGGAAAUAUAAUUUUCGAUACGAAGAACCUGAUCAAGAUUUUCUUAAACACUAUCCUCGGACAGUAAAGCAGUCUUUGCGGAAAAAGGAUGAACGUCGGAAACAAAAAAGGGAUGCAUAUAAAGAGCGUAAAAAAUUGGAGAAACAGACGCGAAAAAAUGAAAUUAAAGAAUUGAGAGCCUUAAAAAAGAAAGAAAUUGAGGAGAAGUUGAAAAAACUGAAAAUAUUAGCUGGAGAUGACGGCCUUCCACUUAAUGUAGAUGAUUUGGAAGCAGAUUUUGAUCCUGCGGCUUACGAUAAACGCAUGAAAGAAGUUUUCAAUUCUCAAUAUUAUGAAAAAACUAUGGAGGCGAGUGAAGAAAAGCCUGUUUUCUCUGAUACUUCCGAUAUCUCUACCGACGAUUCAGAUUACGACACCUUCGAGGUGAAUAAAGAAGAAAAAGAAAAGGAAAUUGAGAAUACCAGUAGCGAUUGUGGAGCGUGUAAUCCUGAAAAGAAACGAAGUCGGAAAAAGAGGAAGAGAAAUUCGCGUUUUCUAAAAGCUGUUCUUAAAAAAAAACCCUUGUUUAAUCCAGAAGAGAAAUCGUUUGAAGAAUAUUUUAACGAAUACUAUGCACUUGAAUAUGAGGAUAUAAUUGGUGAUGGUUUAAUAACUAAAUUUAAAUAUCGCAAUGUGCCAGCUAAUGAUUUUGGAAUAACAAUUGAUGAGUUAUUAAGUGCGGAUGAUCGACAGUUAAACGCUUGGGUAUCGUUAAAAAAAGUUACAGCCUACCGUUCAGAAACUGAAGAACUGUAUGAUAUUAAAGCGUACAAAAAGAAAGCACUGAACUUUUUAAGGAAAAAAAAAAUUUUCAGCACCGAUUUUGGAGGAAAAAACUCUAAAGAAUUAGCUGAAAACAAUAACGAUGCUAAUGAUAUGGAACACAUGUGUCAAGUGGAUAAAGCACCAAUUAAAAAAAAGAUGAGAACAAAGAAAAACAGUCAAAAAUUUCCUGAAGAUGUGAAAUCGAGCGAACAAGAACAAAAUAGCACUUUGGCGCAACAAAAAAUCCGACUGGUAAAGCGUUUAAAAAAUGCACCUAGUCGUAAGAAGAAUCACAGCACAUUUGAACAAUUUACUUCAACAGUUGACGUUGACGAUGACAGACUUCGUGCUUAUGGCAUUAAUCCAAGGAAAUAUAAGAAUAAGUUAUUUCAUCAAGAAAACUGUGCACGUGAGAGUGUUAAGAGGCAUCAGUAG